Molecule: messenger RNA, 1875 nt
Organism: Acanthopagrus latus (yellowfin seabream)
Lineage: Eukaryota; Metazoa; Chordata; Actinopteri; Spariformes; Sparidae
Exons: 6
Coding region: 293-1126 (277 amino acids)
Source: RefSeq, a predicted model, not a curated record
UUAAAGUGACAGGGAGCAAAUAGAGAGAGGACAAAACUAGACUAAUGUCUAACUACUAACCAACUAAUGUUGGAUCGACAGUUUGUUUUGUUUUAGUCUUAACAUACAGUGUGUUAAAGCUACAGCAGGCAGGCGGGAAAAUCAGACCGUGAACACACGUCACGUGAUCACAGAUGAACAGGAUCAGAUUAUAAGUUCUCUUACUGGAGGACUUUGAUCCAGCAGGUCACUGCAUGCUUUUCUGACAGGAGGCAACUUUUAUACAAACUGCAGUCCUACCUCCUGUGUCAUCAUGGCACGUUACAUCUUAAUGGCAGCUCUUUUCCUCAUUCCCCUGUGGAAAUAUGAGAAAAUGGACCCGGACACAAUCCAGUCACAAGUCAAAGAGAAAGAAUCAGAAAAAGCACUGACUAAUUUGACAGAACAGAUGAAGGACACUGAGAACUUGACAGAACCACAGUUUCAAAUGAACAACACAACGCAGAACCAGAAGGACAGACUGUUCUUUAAACCUGCUUUCACUGCCCUCAACCUUGACACAGUAUUCUUCCUUCUAUUAAUACACACUUGUGGAGCUGAUUUGGUUCAAUCCAUUUCCACACUGUCUCAACACAUGUGGUCGAUUGGUGUCUUGGCUGAAUUGGCUUUCAGUGUUAUUCUUACUGUUUAUGGCGCAUAUAAAUGGAAACGAAAAAAACAGGAUUCAGACGAGAUAAAGGCCAAACCUCAAUACCUAGAGAAGACGGAUGAAGAACUAAACAAUGAAUUGUACAAAUUGAACAUGUUUUUAUGCCAGCGGAGGCUUCUGGAGAACCACAGGGAGCUGUUCAAACUGCAGCUGGACGACGUGGAGAGAGAGAGGGAGGACAACAAGGAGAAGAUCCAGUCAGUGGAGAAGUUAAUAACAGAGAGCGAGAGAGAAAAGGCAACUGAGACAACAGAAGAACUCCUCAGAGAGAAACAAAAGCUGUUAAGUGCUCAGUGGAAGCUGGAGAGGAAAAAGGAAGACCUUGAGAAGUUGCAGCUGAACACAGAGAAAGUGCUGCAGAGUGAAGAGGCAGACGGUCUUCUGACCAGGAUGACCGAGAAGAAGCAGAAUUUAGAGAAGAAAGAUGAAGGAAAGUGAGGAAUAUUCCCACUUUCAAGAAGAACUUUCAAUUUGAACUUUACCAUGUAGUUGUAGUUGGCUAAAACAAAAAUGCUGAUAUGACAUUGUGCUUUGUAGUUGUUUUGGUGAAAAAUAUUCUGUAAAAAUGAAUAAAUACUGUGUACAAACAGUUGAUUAUAAGUAGUGAAUAAGUGUGUUACAUGCUGGGGUUUGUUAUAAUUAUAACCACACUUUGAACGUAACACUGGGGGUGAUUUGUAACUUUCUAGGUGACAAACAUUUAUUUAGUUUUGGCUAGCUGAAGAUUAACAGGCAAGCCGUAACCAUGGUAACAACUGUGUGUCAGCAUAACAUGAACUCAGUGCUUCAGUUUACAUUCAUUUUGUUGGGCUUGAGUUGCGUUUGGAUGAAACAAACACCUACCACUUUUUAUUUUUACUCUGAGUUCAUUUAUUUUCAUUGUAUUUUCAGUUUUCUGCUGCUGUUUUGUUAGGUUUAGUUAAAAGGUAACACUUGGUUAGCCUUAGGGGACGUAUAGUUUGGGUUACAAUACAACCUUUCACAAUGUUAACCACAAGUGAGUAAAGGAUUAUUCCUCUUGUGCAUAUUUUUCCUAUCUUUAUAUGAUAUUAAACAUCCCAUUCAUAUAUACAUAUAUAAAUAUCACUUGUUACUUGAUAUUUUACUAAUGAUUGCACAUUUCUUUCAGUCGGUGUUAUUUUAGUAACUGAACAUGACAUACAGUAUCUUGUAACUGAAUAAACAGA